AUGGGGAAACGGCGUUCUCACGGCCCCGACGGCGCCGCAGCGUCGCGGAAAAGGCAGAAGACUGUGCACGAAGCGCCGACGUCAGAGGAGGUUCACACGAGCAGACAACUGCAGCAGCUGCUCUCCUUCAGUCAAGACCCAGCGCGGGCGCGGCACGGUCUGCAGUCCUUCAAGCUCUUCCUCGACGAUCUUCUCGACCCCGACCGCGACCAUGCCGACCGCCCUAGGAUCCUCCGGGACUACCUCCGGUCCGCGAACCCCUCCGCCGACGAAGAGAACCCGAAGCGCCAGCAGGAGCUCAUCGCGCGGAACCUGUCGGCAGACAAGGGCAAGGCCUUCAUCAUUUCUCCGACUCUGCGCAUGUUGAGGGAGGCCAUCAGCUUCGACGGCGGCGCCAUCGCAAGACCCUUGUUCCGCGCCAGGGCAUCCACCCUCAAGUCGCUGGCCCGGAACAUGGGCAUCGUCCACAUCGGGGAUGAGGCCGAGGAUCCGAAGCGGCCGUCUCCUCGGACCAAUGCCAUCCUCUUCUUCCUCAGCGCCCUCAAGUAUCUCCAUCCCGAGGCCAAGAAGGAGCUGCUCUCCCAGAGGGACAUUGUGUCCGCCCUUACGCGCGACGUCAAGCAGGACCCGCCGUAUCUCGUCCGGGAGCUUUUGGAUGGCUUGCGGAGCCACGUGCUGCUGGAUGACAAGCUCCCGAGGGAAGCCAAGGGAAACUUGCUGAACGCAUCCACUCUCACCCGCCUCUCGGCGCUUUACCAAUACCGUCUGGACGCCCAGGUCGAGGAUGGCCCCUCGAUUUCCGACCUCGCCCACGAAUUCCUGCUGCUGGCAUGCACGAAUCCGGCAUGCGGCGUGCUGAGGCAAGACUCGGGCUUUUACCCCCGAGACGCCGAUCCGAACGCCGCGAUCCCCGCCGCCGAGCUGGAUGACUUGGGCUUGGAAGCGAUCGUUUGGGUGAACAAGUACAAGACCGAGGUGCCCGUUCGGAACUUCGCCUUGUCCAAUUUCCUGCUAAACCUACGUCCGUGGUCCAGCGUCAAGCAGAGCGAGCUCAUCACCUCCGUCUUUAAGGUCGCCCCCGAGCUGGUGGCCAACUACUUCCUCGCCAGCAAAUCCUUCACCUUUGAGCCAAAGCUCUCGGCAACGUGGAUAGGAUAUGCCGCCUUCAUCUUCAACGUCGUCACUCUCCCUUUACCAGACCAUUUUUGCCGCGCGACCGCCUUUCCCGAGCUCCCGCCACCCCCCUCAAUCGUCAUCGACAACAUCCUCCCGGCCCCGCUGAACCAAAAGACAUUAUCCCGGAGCUUGGCGAAUAAGUCGAACCUGAUCUCGUUCUUUGCGACUCGAAUCUUGGUGGUCGCGAUCGAGAAGCUGGAGCAAGCAAUCAAGAUGCACCAGGACCCUUCGCACUCCAACGGGACAGUCUGGGCAGAGGCCGCGCGCAGGCUGGUCGACGAGUUCUGUCAACGGAGCCCCGGUAUCAAGGAGAUGAUCAACGCGUACCGGUCCGUACCCGAAGGCGAUCUUCUCCACCGGGAGGCAGCAAGUCGGUUAUUGCGCCUCUGCUACGAGGUGCUCCCACAAGUCGCCCUUCUGGCCAAGUUCGACGUCUCCCCAUUCCUGGAGACAACCCUCGCUCGUCUGUCUCGGCGAGAGCUGAGCGAUGCCCGCGAUUUUGCCCUGAGUCUCAAGGAACUGGAAAACCUGCUCGCCAUCGCCGGGUAUUCACCUGGGAUGCGGUGGCUUGCCGCUUCCGAGGCUCUCUCCCUUUCCCCAUUCACCCUCCUGCUCAAGGUCUGCGUCGAUGCUCCCCAUGGCGUUGCCCUCGAGACAAUACGGACGGUGCUCAACUUCGUUGCCGUCGAGCAGCAACUAGUACCCGCCGAAAACAAACACCCCGGGCUGCUCGCGCUACUCGAAGCGCUGCAAUCCUUACGGCAGUCCUCCCCGGAUUCGGUCGCGCACCUGUGGCCGUUCUUGGAUAACUGCUUGACUCGCUGUGCAAACGCCCCGGUCAAGUAUGUUGAGAAGAUGCAGGAUCUGGUUCACGAGUCCACCUCGGGGCCAGACCAGGACUUAGCUGGUGCGGUUAUUAGUCCCUUAACUGUGGCCAUCCUCGAGCAGUUGCCGUUCGUCGCGGCAAAGGAGGGCGGGGAUGCCACGAUCAGGGCCCUCGGUCGCUUUCUGCCCAAGUUUCUGGGACUCUCGGCAACUGCCGGGGAGAGCCAGCCGUUACUCGACCUGGUCUUUUCGAAGAUGGUGGCACACCUCUCGGACACAAAGGGCAAGCUCGCCAAGGCCGGGGUCCCGAGAAACCUGGCGUUCGAGCACAACACACUGCAGCCGACUUCGGAGCCCAAGAGCAGGAAAGGUUGGGAUACGACGACCGGGCAGCAAGAACCACGGCCCGAGCCGGCCGUAGAUGAAGAAGUUCUAGAGAACACGCUCCACGUGCCAGACGGCCUGGAGGCGGACAACUCGGCAUUAAUGAAGUGGUCGUCCAAGACCGUGGACGAGCUGGUCGACGAGGGUUAUCUUGCAUCUCUCAUAGCACUCCUGGCGUCGGAGCAUGCCAGCAUACGAAAGGAGGCGCUCGUCAACAUCCUCAAGGCAGCGGCCAAGAUCAAACAGUCCGAGUACGAGGAAAAGGAGCAGGUCUGGCUCCUCCUGUCGGAGAUCGCCGAGACCGCGCGCGACAGCAUCAACGACGAGCCGUUGCCGAGCACCAUUGUCUCGUUUGCUUGCCACGGGCUCAACGUGCUUCGCGACCCGCUCUCCAACCUCUACGCCAAAGUCAACCUGUUCCUCACGCGCGGGCCGGUAUGGAGCCUAGACAAACCCCCACUCCUGGACGAGAUUCUGUCGGAGGACCCGGGCGUUGGCGACGCCUUCUACGCGCAGGCUAACUGGCUGCUCGGUUACCUAAUCGACGGGCUGCGCACCUCACGCGACCUCGAGCUGUUCCGCAAGAAACGGGCAAAGGGACCCGUGUUGGAGCGCAUCCUGGCCCUCGCGGCCAACCCGUACAUGCGGCUGCCGCUCCGGAGCCAGGUGCUGAGGCUGCUAUACCGAGCCACGCGCAUCCAGGGCGGUAGCACGACGCUGACGACGAGGUUCGGGAUCAUGAACUGGCUCGAAGCGAGGCAGGCGGCUUGCACGGAUGCCGCCGAGGCGGCUGUCUAUGGGGGAUUGCGCAGGAGGAUCUGGGAGACGUGCGACCAGGAUAGGGUGAGGGCGUGGAGUAUGGGAGGAUUGGACGGUGCCGCGUCAUAG
Molecule: messenger RNA, 3273 nt
Organism: Thermothelomyces thermophilus ATCC 42464
Lineage: Eukaryota; Fungi; Ascomycota; Sordariomycetes; Sordariales; Chaetomiaceae
Exons: 3
Coding region: 1-3273 (1090 amino acids)
Biological process (GO): maturation of LSU-rRNA from tricistronic rRNA transcript (SSU-rRNA, 5.8S rRNA, LSU-rRNA); maturation of 5.8S rRNA from tricistronic rRNA transcript (SSU-rRNA, 5.8S rRNA, LSU-rRNA)
Cellular component (GO): nucleolus
Source: RefSeq, a predicted model, not a curated record